Ustilaginoidea virens is the source of this 2148-nucleotide messenger RNA. RefSeq lists its product as uncharacterized. Lineage: Eukaryota; Fungi; Ascomycota; Sordariomycetes; Hypocreales; Clavicipitaceae. Gene Ontology annotation, molecular function: ATP binding; protein kinase activity. Gene Ontology annotation, biological process: protein phosphorylation. The transcript has 5 exons. The record is from RefSeq and is a predicted model, not a curated record. Bases 1 to 2148 code for a protein of 715 amino acids.
AUGGCGCAUGUACGGAUCAAACAUGUACUGUUCUACGCAGCGCUGCCAGCCAGCUGCCAGGCCGUGCGGGUUCUCGUCUCCUCGUGCCUCUUCCCCUUGUUCUCGGGCUGCCGCUUCAUCCACAGUCCUGCGAGAACCCAGCACGUUGCCCAACCAUGCUUUGAAGUUUGGAUCCUGGAUCCUGCUUUCAACUGUCCUGGCUUUCAAGUUUGCCCAUUGACCCCUUCUUCUCCCAUCCUUCCUCGGCGCUGGUUAAUUGCUCAGCGGCAGCCCCCCCCCAUAGAAGCAAGCAUAACGAUUUGCCGAGUAGGCGGUUUCAGCAAUAUCCCGCCGUCCAACUUUAAAAGCUUGCCGUGUCCCGUUCGUUCGACCUCUCGCCAUCCCGCCGUGUCUGCACAAUCCAGUUUCGCUGCGACGUCAACUCUUCUUGCUUUUGUGGUCCUCCACCUCGUGGCUUUCACCCACGAUAGCAGCACUUCCUCGGAGGUGCAAUCACACUCGCUUGUAUCUCCUCCUACUUGCAGUUGGCUCGCGAGAGGCUCCGUCAUGGCCGACGCACCAAACCCACCCCCGCAGAGUUCCGAGCCCUCGGCUCAACGCUCAACGCCCUACGCCGCCCCGCCCGUCUCCGUUUCUACACCAAACGUUGUUCCUCAACUGUCUUCUCCCGCUCCUCCUGUACUUCGUCCGGCCCUCCCCGGUGGCCGUCCUGGUGGCCGUACUCCUCGAUUGGGUCUGGCCAUCCCUCCCUCGCCCAAUGCGAAAGCUCUUGGCAGUCAGGCAGCUCAGACGGUCUCAUCUAGACCCCCGCUUCCGACGCUUCACCUGGCCACACCUAUGGGCAGCCAAAUCACCCCGUACGAACAACCUCCCAGGUCGCAAGGAGCCCAGCCUGGCCACUCGGCAGAUGGCGGUAGUGAGAGUAGCGCCGCACACUCCAGGUCCGAUAGCUUCGGGCCGCUCGAUGGCAAAACCAGCAAUCCUACCUCGGCCGGGUCGCAGUUCUCCGCCCUUUCCUUCGCUUCCCAAUUCGGCAUCCCAGUGACCCGAGCCCAAGGAACCCCAGACCCCAUAUCGGCAGUUGGGUCACUGAUCUCGGAAAGAAGCGAAGGGGGCGUUCCUAUGGAAAGAGACAGCAGCCUGCAGGGCUUGGAAGCUUUUGAUCUGCUGAGCUUGGAAAAGGCGAGGAAUGCCGAUGUCGAGGAGCUUGAUGACGAGGGCUGGAGAAUCGCAAGCGUCGAAAAACGAGUCGUCGAACUGGGAAACCUGGGCGAAGGAGCCGGCGGCGCCGUCACAAAGUGCAUUCUCAAAGGGGGCAAGACAGUCUUUGCUCUCAAAGUCAUCACUACGAAUCCGGAUCCGGAUGUAAAGAAGCAGAUUGUCCGGGAGCUGGGUUUCAACAAGGAGUGCGCAUCAGAGCACAUUUGUCGCUACUACGGUGCUUUUGUAGACCCGUCCACCGCGACCAUCUCAAUCGCCAUGGAGUUUUGUGAAGGUGGUUCCUUGGACAGCAUCUACAAAGAGGUCCAUCGAUUAGGGGGCAGAACCGGAGAAAAAGUUCUCGGAAAGAUCGCUGCAGGCGUCUUGGGUGGUCUCACCUACCUCCACACCCGCCGAAUCAUUCACCGCGACAUCAAACCGUCCAACAUCCUUCUAUGCCGGAACGGGGCGGUAAAGUUGUGCGACUUUGGUGUUUCUGGGGACUUUGGUACAAAGGGGGAAGCAAAUACCUUCAUCGGCACAAGCUACUACAUGGCGCCCGAGCGAAUCACGGGCAAAUCCUACACCAUCAACUCAGAUGUUUGGUCAACCGGCGUGACGUUGCUGGAAGUUGCCCAGCAUCGAUUUCCCUUCCCGGCUGACAGUUCCGAAAUGCAGCCUCAGACAGGAUUGAUUGACCUGCUGACGUACAUUGUACGGCAACCCGUGCCAGUACUCAAGGACGAGCCGGACAAGGAUGUGUAUUGGAGUGACAAUUUCAAGUACUUCAUCGCGAGCUGCCUCGAGAAGCUGCCCCACCGUCGUGGUAGCCCGUGGAAGAUGCUCGAGCACCCCUGGAUGCUCGAGAUGCAAGCCAAACGCGUCAACAUGGUCAAGUACCUGUCCUUCGUUUGGGGUUGGGACGAGGAGCAAGCUGCAGUAUCGUGA